Messenger RNA from Manduca sexta (tobacco hornworm), 1657 nucleotides. Its product is annotated as protein CDV3 homolog. The transcript has 5 exons. The record is from RefSeq and is a predicted model, not a curated record. Gene Ontology annotation, cellular component: cytoplasm. The coding region runs from base 156 to 806 and encodes 216 amino acids. Lineage: Eukaryota; Metazoa; Arthropoda; Insecta; Lepidoptera; Sphingidae.
UGACUGUUUGAGAGUGACAUACCCCUGCGGCCACGCUUGCCAAAGCAGUCGUCUCACAUUUAAGGGGCCUAUUUUCCCCUUUUGUUUCGUUCUAAUAUUGCUGUAAUUACCUUAUUAACCUAACAGCACCAAUAAAUCUAUAUACAAAAUUGAAAAUGGCCGAUUUGGACGAUUUCUUCGCAAAGAAAGAUCGUAAAAAGUCGAAAGUGAAAAAGUUCGCGACAGCAGAUGAGUUAGCUAAAAAGUUGGAGGAUACCAAACAGAAAACUGAAACUCGGCCGAAAAAGGAGCGGCCGGUACAGGAAGGUGACGAUGCGGGAAGAGCCGGGGAGGAAGAAGAAUGGAAGGAAUAUCAGGAACCAGUAAAGGACUACACCGGCUUGAAGAUCCAAGUGCUGCAGGGAGGCAACGGCGCACCGGAGACCGGCCGCGAUUCGUCGUCCGAGGACACCGCGCCUGAGGGUGGCAAGGUUAAGGGACCUUGGAAUAAGCCUCAGGUGGACGCGGAGCAGGCCCCGCCGCCGUCGCCACCAGUGGAGGAGAAGCCGCGCGAGAGCAAGCCGGCGGCGUACGUGCCACCGUCAUCACGCGUGCGCGCCCCCGAGGCCUCCCAGCGACGCAACCAGGUGGGCAAGCACGCGCCAGACAUCCACAACGACGACUACUUCCCGGUGCUGGGCGCGACGGGCAAGCGCGGCGGCGGCUGGAGCACGGCGGGCGGCGGCGCGCCCCCCAGCCGCCCCACCGGCGCGCGCCAGACCCUCGCGCUCGGCAACCGGUUCACCUCGCUGCAGGACGACAGCUAGCCAGGUACCAUCAAACAGCACCGCGGAACACACCAGUAAAGUGAAGUGUUGAUAAGGACUUAGCUAAGCCUGGCGCGUACAUACAUAAACAUACAUAAAUUCUACAUAUAAAUACAAACAAUACAGUGAACUCUCACUCAGCUGCCGUACGAUCUUGCGAAUGGCGGAACCAGACAGUUGCUAUAAUAAAAAAAUAGAAAUUGAUAAAGACAUUUCACUGAGUGCAACAAACGUGUGGAUAGAUAAACAUGUUUCCGGCCAGUAAAACGUCGAUUUAAUUUUAGACGCGCAGUCUAAAUGUUUAAGGACAAUAAAGUAAUGCCUAAAUCGAUUUUUGACGUGGAGUGUUUAAUAAUUCUAUGACAAUGUUUUUGUACCUGACAAAAUUUACAAGAAUCUUUUGUCAUUGUACUAUGCUAAUGUAAGCUUUUCGGUCAUCCCCAGUCGUAUAUUUUGCAAGUGUGGCUGAAUAAAAAGUCAACUAGUAGUUUUUAAUUUGUAAAAAAUGGCAACACCAAUAAAAAUGGCAACUGUCUUGAGGUAAAAAAGUGUAAAAUCAUAGAAAAUGAAUGUGUGAGUUUUAUUUUUUAUGUUUUAUAUUAAAAACGGUGUUAUGUAUGAGUGGAAUGGACUUUAGGGACAAAUCGGUGAAAUUAUAAUUAUUUAUAGAAAAGAAAAAAUAAAGCAGUUAUGUAUUAUAUGCCAAGCAGGGCACAUUAGACAUAUAUAUUGAGUUGAAAUAGCUGAUUAAAUAUCUAUGUACAUUUCGUUGUAACGGUAAGAAAUUCUGUAUCGGCGAGAAUCAUUCAAAAACAUGUUGUACCAUACUAAUAAAUUAUGUAUUUAAACUC